AUGGAGUCCUUGAGGCGAAGUAUAACCUCAUAUGAGCCUAGCGAUAGCAGCCCCGGCGAGUGGUUCAACCAACACACCGGCUUCAGAAAAGUCGGCCUCAUCCUCCACCUGGGCACGAUCCUCCCCUGCGAAAUUCUCGUGAUCUACCAAUUCAUCCCCUCAAUCCGCCACCGCGUAAUCCUCUUCCACCGCAUAAACGGCUACAUCAUCGUCGUCCUACUCCUCAUCUCCAACGCCGGCGCGCCAUGUUCUACAUGUGGCAGCAUCGUGACCAUCCACCCGCUGCUGGAAAUCAUCUCCAGAAUCGUCAGCAAGCUCGGCACGUACUACGAGGUCUGGCCGUGCGAGAAGAUCGACUUCACCUGGCAGUUCUACAAGAUCCCCGUCUCCUAUCUCGCCGCGUAUCCCAUGUGUGCGCCGCUGCCUGACCCUGCAAAACUGCUGCCGGGCUACGACCCCGUCGCGAUCGUCAAGGCGGAUGAUAACGGCAUGGAACCCGCACAGAUUGGUGCAAAUCUCAACCUGUCGUUCGGACUGGCACUGUGGCUGGCGCUGUUUUUGCAUAUUUUUGGCGUCGAGAUUUACCUGCAGCUGACGCCGAGGGAGAGUCAACGGCUGCGCAUGGUUAGCUAUGAGCGACAGAAGGCGGCGGGGUAUGCGAACCCUGGGCUCCGUCGGUUGAAACUGGGUAGCCCAUGUAGGUUACUUGUUUAGGGACCGACAGAGGGGGCGCACGGAUAUUGAUACGCUACGAAUUUACUAUUAUUGUGCGUAAUAAACUGUGUUAUGGUGUAAUCUUCCGUCGGUUAUCAUCAACCUUGUCUAUGUUUAACUUGAGGUCCAACGCGAUUUUAACAAAGGAAUAUUGAAUGCAUUCCACUUAUCGAGGUAUUUCUAACCAAAGGGAAUGGCAGGGAAAGAGAAAGACAAAAUAAUACAACGGACUAAGAAACAAUUAAACUUCCAAGUGAUAAGAACCAACCCGCUUCCCCCCCUCGGGACCCUCAAGUUGUCCAUAAUCCAAGGCUCUCUCUAUUCGCCAAUACUUCGCUUUUUUGGCACGACAAUGUUAUUUGCAACAACCUGUCUUGCUGCCAAGUUCUUCUCACGAACCUCUCGAUACGUUUCGAACGCCUCGAUGAACCCAACAAGCAAAUCCUCCUCUAUCAACGUAGUUGGAUCCUUCCAUGCCCCUCCAAGUUCUGAAAACACCCCAUUUGGCAUUUCGUUGGACAGCCCGCAUUUCUGCAUCGCCAUCCGUACAGCCACCGCACAAUGGAAGCGGAUAAAUUGUGGGCUCGGUCUGAGGUCGCACCCCGGUUUGAAAACGAGUGUCCGCCCAUUCAAAUCAUUGAAUGUCAUUUCCCCAUUCACCUUCAGGCGUAAAAUUUUCGGGUCGAGGACUACAAACUUGUAGUUGUGAGGACGAGCUGCGACUGGGUCUGGGAUUAUUGUAACCUGGUAGUCCUGAAACGCAUGUUUGACGGCGGGUGGUAAGAAAAGCCCGUUUUCCGCUCCGUGGAUACUGACAUCGAAUCCGUCCCCGAAGACCAUCCCCAGGUUGUCUUGUCCGACCUGUGGGGGAAAGAUAUGUACUGCGCUCAAGUCCGCCUUUCGAGUCCUGCCCGUGACAGGGCUCCAGAUUUCACUGGGUGUGCCCUCAAGACUGUACACGUUUUCCAUAGCCUCCAAAAACAUCCUUUUCUCCUCCACAGUUAUUUCUCUCAUCAAUAACACGAAUAGAUCCUUCGCUUUAUUUUUCUGCGUCUUUGUCCUGUACGCUGCUUCGGAAGCAGCUUUAUGCUCAGCCUUUUGAAAGAGGUGCCACAGUUCUCUACCAAGUCGCAUCCGCUCUGAGAUGAAUAGAUUCUGCUCGGCGGUGUAGU
This is a messenger RNA of Blastomyces gilchristii SLH14081, 1886 nucleotides long. RefSeq lists its product as uncharacterized. The record is from RefSeq and is a predicted model, not a curated record. Bases 1 to 714 code for a protein of 237 amino acids. The transcript has 3 exons. Lineage: Eukaryota; Fungi; Ascomycota; Eurotiomycetes; Onygenales; Ajellomycetaceae.